This is a messenger RNA of Miscanthus lutarioriparius, 543 nucleotides long. The record is from the annotation of a GenBank genome assembly. NCBI's taxonomy places the organism in Eukaryota, Viridiplantae, Streptophyta, Magnoliopsida, Poales, Poaceae.
AUGGCACAUAUCAGAAGGAAACGCCGGCGAGGGAAGCCCUGCCUUAGCGUGUUCGUGUUUCACUUUUUCUUCGAUAACGUUUGCUUACAGAGACCAGGCAUAUGCGGGCUCGGCGAUGGGGAGGUUGGGCGCGCCGCGGAGGCUGUCGUGGUGGACGAAGCGGGGCGCAGAGGGGCUGGUGGCGCUGUCAAGGACGAGGACGAGGAGGGUCCAGUGGGAGCCGCCCUUGGAGACGGAGGCGUCGGGGUUGUCGUUGACGGGGAGCAGGACGAGGCGCAGCGGGUCGGCGACAGCGGCGACGGAGUCCGGGUCGGGCAGGUUGGAGAGGAGGUAGGGGAUGGAGGGCGGGAGCAGGAGGAGGUCGUCGCUGUAGAGGCCGGCGGAGAGGUGGGCGAAGUAGAAGGCGAUGAUGCGGUCGUUGAUGAAGCGGGGCCCAUGGAGGAUGGCGAGGUCAGAGCGGAUGAGCUCCACGUCACCAUGGCUGAGCACCCACUCCGUGCUCCAAGUCUCGCGGAGGAGGCGCACAGGGUUCUACAGCGGUGA